GUGCAAAGCGCUUUCUUAUUGCUCGGGUCUGUGGAGCGCAGCGCGCGAUCACUGCGAGCGCGGAAACGCAGAGACGACUUACGAGCAGCAUUCUUUGGGGAGAGCUUUCUCUGUCUCUCUCCUUUUUCUCUUUUAACAAGCUUGCGUUAGAGGAAAACGAUGAGAUUUGUGCACACACUCGCGUGACGCAGACGCGAGGACUUUGAAAACUUUUGUACAGGAGCGCUGUUGCUUUUGAGCUAUAGACUCUUCGAGAUUAGAUCAUCGAGACGAUGUGGCGUGCUUUGGUCCCUGAGCUGGUGUGUGUGGUGGCCGCGAUGGCGUGUCUGGUGCUGGUGUGCUGUCCGAGUGGAGCGGCUCUGGCCGGCUCGUGCGAGAUGGUGCGCAUCCCGCUGUGCAGCCCCAUGCCCUGGAACAUGACCAAGAUGCCCAACCACCUGCACCACAGCACGCAGGCCAACGCGGUGCUCGCCAUCGAGCAGUACGAGGCGCUGCUGGAUACCGGCUGCAGCCCGGACCUGCUCUUCUUCCUCUGCGCCAUGUACGCGCCCAUCUGCACCAUCAGCUUUCAGCGCGACCCCAUCAAGCCGUGCAAGUCGGUGUGCGAGCGCGCCAAGGCGGGCUGUGAACCCGUCCUCAAGAGGUACAACCACACGUGGCCCGAGAGCCUGGCGUGCGAAGAGCUGCCGGUGUACGACCGCGCCGUGUGCAUCUCACCUGAAGCCAUCGUCAAAGCCGAUCCAUCAGAUAAUUCUUUCUUUCAAGACUCGUCAAAAUGCAGCCCUGAAAUGAACCCUGACUUCGAGACAGAAGUGAACAAUGGCAACUGUAAAGCAGUCAGUGAUCGGUGCAAGUGCAAGCCUGUGAAACUCGGCCAAAAGACCUAUGCAAAGAACAAUUACAAUUAUGUAAUACGUGCGCGGGUGAAAGAGAUAAAAAGCCGCGCUCAUGACAUCAGCGCUGUUGUGGAGGUGAAGGAUGUGCUGAAGUCUUCUCUGGUUCACAUUCCUCGCGACACCGUGACGCUGCACUACAGCUCGGGGUGUCAGUGUCCCCCACUUAACCCCAAUGAAGAGUACAUCAUCAUGGGCUACGAGAACGAGGAACGAUCAAGACUGUUUCUUACUGAUGGAUCCAUCGCACAGAAGUGGAAAGACCGGGUGGGACGCAAAGUGAAGCGCUGGGAUCAGGCCCUCAAAGGAAAGAGACAUGAUAACGGCAGACACGCUCGUCCCUGACCUCACUCUGACACGGACCAAACCCGACCACACAGAAGUAUCUGAGAAAACUGAAAAAAUUGCACUAAUGUACGUUCUUCUUGAUGUGUAAGGAGUUGUAGCAGAGAUGUUUUUAGUUGUUGCUUUGUAAGAUAAUUUUUUAACAGUAUCUCUUUUUUUAAUUUGCCUUUGCACGAACAAAAUGUUUAUUUCAACAUUGCUGCAUAUGUGUGUGCGUGUGUAUGUGUGGACUUUUUUGGGGGGGUGGGCUGGGGUAACUUGAUUCAUGAUUGUGUUGGAAGGGAAGAUGAUGGGGAUUCAAUGGCGCAUGAGGGAGCUUGUACAUGAGCAGAUGACUGUUUUCUAGCAGCGGGAAAAUGAGAAACAGUGUUUGGACACAACACAGCACACCAUCAAGCCUUCUACGUGUUCACACAGUCAUGCUGAAGCCUCCCCGUUGCUGGAUUAAAACAAAAUGGAGGGAGGAGGUGUCAUUUGGCAUAAGACAUAAACACAAGGACAAAUCUGAAAUCCUGAAAUUAAUUAUAUCAGUAACAGAGACAAAAUGUUAAGCAUUAAUGAAUUACAGUCAUUUAAAAGGAAUAUUUUUUGCAUAAUAUCGCCGUAGUUCUGGUUUUGUAACUCUUAGGCACACCUUUGAUAUUCUUGAUCAUUAGAAUGCCGUUUAUGAAUGAAUGAAUGCAUAAUACAUAGAAUGAAUGUCGUGGUUCAUUGAAGACAGCUGUUUUUAUAUUGAACUGAUUGAUACAAGAUGAUUCAGCCUUGCUCAAACCAUUAUUCAUCCUGCCUGUUAUCACAUUUACAUCCACUAUUAAACAUAUCUGACUGGUGAACUGA
Messenger RNA from Pangasianodon hypophthalmus (striped catfish), 2075 nucleotides. RefSeq names its product frizzled related protein (gene frzb). The transcript is spliced from 7 exons. Gene Ontology annotation, molecular function: Wnt-protein binding. Bases 273 to 1238 code for a protein of 321 amino acids. Gene Ontology annotation, cellular component: cytoplasm. The record is from RefSeq and is a predicted model, not a curated record. NCBI's taxonomy places the organism in Eukaryota, Metazoa, Chordata, Actinopteri, Siluriformes, Pangasiidae. Gene Ontology annotation, biological process: canonical Wnt signaling pathway; non-canonical Wnt signaling pathway.